UUCCUCCCUCCAAAACGCCCAAAUGUCUUUCACCUUCAUUAGGAAUUUCAUACUUCCAUUUGUUACUGCAAAAUUCGAAUUCAAAAUGGCCACAACAAGAUUUUAUUCCAAAAGAUUGACAUCUAAGCCUGGAAUUUCAAACUCAAAGUUAGUAGCCGGUUCUGAAUCUUCCAUUGGCGCUUCUGGGCCAGAAGUUCGUGUAUUUACUAGGAAGAAAAGAGUCAAAAAGGAGGUUCAAAUCCCUACAGAGGAGCUCAAAACAGAACCUGUCGAACUGAAAUUUUGUCGCUUACCUGAAAUUGAAGAGUUUGCAUAUGGAAAGAGCAGUGGAUCUGCUCAGUCGAAACAGUCAAAAGCUACUUCUAAAGUGCUUCCUAUGGGAAGUAAGGAUGCUUCAUCUAUCAUACCACAAGUGGAACCACCUGGUAAUUGGGAAGAAGUCCUUGAAGGGAUACGUAAAAUGAGGUCUUCUGAUGAUGCUCCAGUAGAUUCAAUGGGAUGUGAGAAAGCUGGCAACACUCUUCCACCAAAGGAAAGACGAUUUGCUGUUUUGGUGUCUUCGCUACUUUCAAGCCAAACCAAGGAUGCAGUUACUAAUGGAGCAAUACAGCGGCUACUUCAAAAUGGUCUACUGACUGCUGAUGCCAUUGUAGAUGCUGAUGAGGCAACCAUCAAGAGCUUGAUUUACCCAGUUGGGUUUUACUCAAGGAAGGCUUCUAACUUGAAGAAAAUUGCAAAUAUCUGUCUCAUGAAGUAUGAAGGAGAUAUUCCCAGUUCUUUGGAAGAUUUGCUUUCACUUCCAGGAAUAGGUCCUAAGAUGGCUCACCUGGUUAUGAAUGUAGGAUGGAACAAUGUUCAAGGGAUAUGCGUAGACACUCAUGUGCAUCGCAUUUGCAAUCGCCUUGGGUGGGUAUCGCGGCCAGGCACGAAACAGAAAACUUCAACUCCUGAGGAAACAAGAGAGUCUUUGCAACUGUGGCUCCCAAAGGAAGAAUGGGUUCCGAUAAAUCCUCUGCUGGUUGGAUUUGGACAGAUGGUAUGUACUCCUCUAAGACCUCGAUGUGGCAUGUGUGAGAUAAAUACUCUCUGUCCAUCUGCUUUCAAGGAGAUGACAAGCCCCAAAUCUAAGAAAAGGAAUCCUAGUCCUAUCAAGAAGACAUGACUGAAUCACCAUUUGAGGGCUUU
Messenger RNA from Telopea speciosissima, 1185 nucleotides. Its product is annotated as endonuclease III homolog 1, chloroplastic-like. Bases 23 to 1162 code for a protein of 379 amino acids. Gene Ontology annotation, biological process: base-excision repair; nucleotide-excision repair; base-excision repair, AP site formation. The transcript has 11 exons. Lineage: Eukaryota; Viridiplantae; Streptophyta; Magnoliopsida; Proteales; Proteaceae. The record is from RefSeq and is a predicted model, not a curated record. Gene Ontology annotation, cellular component: chloroplast nucleoid; nucleus. Gene Ontology annotation, molecular function: oxidized pyrimidine nucleobase lesion DNA N-glycosylase activity; DNA binding; DNA-(apurinic or apyrimidinic site) endonuclease activity.